This is a messenger RNA of Phialemonium atrogriseum, 332 nucleotides long. RefSeq lists its product as uncharacterized. The record is from RefSeq and is a predicted model, not a curated record. The transcript has a single exon. Lineage: Eukaryota; Fungi; Ascomycota; Sordariomycetes; Cephalothecales; Cephalothecaceae. Bases 42 to 332 code for a protein of 96 amino acids.
GUCACAGGAACAGCAAGGUAUUCUCCGCGUACCUGUCAAGAAUGUCCACUAUUAACCUUCCCACGAUGUUCCGCAAUAUGGAGCCAGUCCUAGUUAAGGACCAGUCGGGAAUCUUGCUGAACCGGGGUGACGCUGCCCCGCUGAAGCUGUCAGAAGCUGGGAAGCAGAGCAUUCUGCUUGACGAAGAGGUUCAAGCUGCAAUCCAGGAGCAAGAGACCAUUCGUGCCGCCAUUCUGGAGAAACACCCAAGUCCUUCAGCAGCGGCAGGGAAGAUCAAUCCGUUGUGGGAAGAGUACAAGAAGGUUGACUUGUCUCGCAAAUCUCUCAUCUAA